This is a messenger RNA of Globicephala melas (long-finned pilot whale), 2580 nucleotides long. It is a transcript of the gene SPATA31F1, whose product is annotated as SPATA31 subfamily F member 1. NCBI's taxonomy places the organism in Eukaryota, Metazoa, Chordata, Mammalia, Artiodactyla, Delphinidae. The record is from RefSeq and is a predicted model, not a curated record.
AUGUUGAGCCCGACUUUUGUUCUGUGGGAUUUGGGGUUUCCCUUAUAUACCUAUGGCUCCAUCUUCAUUAUUAUCCUAAUUGUCUGGCAAGUGAAAAAGUGUUACCAUGGAUUAACAUUGGAACAUAAAAGGAGCUGCUGCCAGCGUCACCGAAAAGUCAGACAAAGGGCUAGAGAUGCAGCAUCAAGAGCUAGGAGACAUUCCCGGGAAGAAGCUGAGAAGCCGUGGGAGCUGCUGUCUGUCAUGAGAAGCCAGGGCUGGCUUCCUCAGGAGGGGAGUGUGCGGCAGAUCCUGUGUGCAGAUCCCUGCUGCCAAACCUGCAACGCUGUGGCUCUGGAGAUUCAGCAGGUGGUGCAGCAUGCCAGGAGACAGCUGGAAUUCCGCCUCCAGAGACAGUUGAUUCACCACCGCUGGGGCCUGCCGCAGAAGAUCCAACAGUCCAUUCAAUUGCUCCUGUCCCCCACUAAUCAGCAGACUAUGUCCCGGAGCAACACAUCCCUAGACAGUGUGAAUGGCUCCCGGCCUACAUCUCUAGAGACCGCUGGGGCUGAUGACCCAUUCUCACCCAUUGUGGACCCAGUGACAGUCCCCAUGCCACACUUGUUUGACCAGGCCAAGGCAAUAUUGCAAAGCCAUAUCGACUCCAAAUGUGGGCAGAUUCACCAGGGCAAUGUCCCUGCCUGUGUAUAUAGCUCUUGGGAGUGCAUAAUUCCUGGGGGCCUGGAAGUGACUCCCUUCACCUGCAUCCCAGAAAGCAAGCCCCUGGAACCACAGGCAGCAAGUGACCCGGACCUACAACAGAAAAUUACACCCUGGAUGCUGACAGCCCUUGAUCAGCAGCAACAAACCUCACCAGAUGCUGUCAUUGAACAUCCUAAGCUGCCCCGAGCCCUGUCUGAGGACUCCAUUGAGAAACUGGAGACAACUUUACGGCACAAGUAUCUGGCCUUCUUGUCAGGGCUGCCGGCUCCUUAUUAUGUGGCUCUCUCUAGGGACAUGGCCCCAGCAAUCACUUCCCAAGCUAUGAUCACAGAGAUGGUACCUGGGCCUAUCGAAUUCCCAACAGAACCUCUGACUCAGAUGACCUCACCUGAAGAGCAGGGUCUAAGUCCUGGGUCAGGCUUUCAAGAUGCCAACAAGGCUUGUGCAGACAUUGCAGAUGAAGUCCAGGCUGAAGUGCAGGCGGAAGAAGUAAUUGAGAUGGUGCCUCUAGAAAGUCAGGCAGAGCCUGCGAGGCCCUCCUCACUUGGAGAACACAAAUUGGCCAAACUAAAUUUCCAUCUGAGAAAUAAGAUGCUAGAGAUGCAACUGGGAAUUCCCAUGACGGCAAGGAAGUCCAGGAAACAAAUUGUAGCAGCCUCAGAGAACAUAUGCACACAGGAGUCUCUUGGGAGUCUAAACAACCAAGGAAACACACUGCUCCAGGAACUCCCCAUCCCACGAGAUAUGCCACGUGCCCCAGAUCCAGAAUGCCUCUAUUCCAAAGAACAGCUGGCCACUGAGUUGAAGGCAGCGUAUCAGAAACAGAAGCAACCCAGUUCCAGUGCAGUAUCCCACGGUUCUGUCCACUGGGCCUCCAAUAUCUCGCAACCCAGUGGGGACCUGACAGAGGCCCAGGUGCUUUGUGGUCAGCUGGAGGCCAGUGUGAACAACCACAACCUGAAGGAGCCCUGGAGCCCUGAGCCCCAAAGCCCUGACAAGAGCAAGGACUCAGCCCAAGUACCCACACUGGCAGAAAAGAGAGAGGAGCCAGGCAAACCCAAAUCGGCCGGGGACCACAGAGAAGGGGAUGCCGGGUUUGCAGUCUCCUCCACAAGAGAGAAAAGCCACUCUGCUGAAGCCCAGAGGCCAGAAGGGAUGCUUCUGAAAGGGACACCCUGCAGCCCCUGGCGACGGAGACAUCGCUUUCACCCUGAUGCUCCCUGUCAACACAGUCCCCAGCAUCGCCCUCAGCUUAAACCCCCAGAGCUACCUCCUGGAGUCCCUGGGGGGAAAGACUCUGAGAAGAAUGACCUGCAAGAGAAUCAAGCCAAGCUCAAUGUCAUCCUCAAACCAGCAAGGGUUCCUGAGAAGGCCCAGCCUGUGGUGCCCCAGGUGUCACAGGGCCAGCCUUUCCUAGGCCAGCUCACUCCGGGUAAGCCGUCGCAGGGCCGAACUUUACAAGGUCAGGUUUUUCAGGGGCAGGUGAUGCAAGGCCGUACUCACAAGAGGCCCAGCUUUCCAGAAUCUGGCUGGAGAAAUAAGAUGAAAUCUUUUCUGCACUUUAUUAACCCCAAGACAAAAGGCAAAGGGCGUGAGGAAUCCAUGUCCUCCACAUCUGAGAAAGUGGCCAACACCAGAAAAGAAAAUGUGGGAAAGAGCCUGGCUUCAGCCAAAAGUCCCAAGGGGCAAACUAAGACGGAGAAGACAAGAGGGGACCCUAAGGCCCAAUUUCCGCCCACUGGGAAGCAGGUGGGCUUGGCGUUCUUGGAUGUGCUCCGCUCCCCAGACAGUAAGCUCCGGCACCGCCCCCGCUCCCAUCAACUCCACUCUGCCUCAGUCCCGGGCAUCCCCUGCUGCCGCCCUCGGCACCGUCCUUGA